UGUUCGUCUCGGUUUACCUGCGAUUAGGCGGCGAUCUUAGGGCUUGCUUGGGGAUCGCGUUUAAUUUUUAAUCGAUUGCGGAAAUGAUUUCUUAUUUUAUUUUCAUCCAUUUUUUUUGAUGUGGAUUUGGGGGAGUGAUUACUCUUUGUAGCAGAAGUAGGUGAAGGGGGUUUCAAUCGAAAUGGCUCGUUUGGUAGGUCCGUGCAAAGGUUCGAGUUUGGUAAAGCCCGGGUUUCUCGGCUUGUUCUCGUCCUUUCAUAUUCAAUAUAGGCAUUGCUGUUCUUCAUUGCACUAUCCAACAAAAAAUUACUUGACAAAGAACCACUGUAACAAUAUUUUAAACGUCAGCAAGGAGGGUACAUAUUGGAGGAGAAAUCUGUUUCCUGUCUCUUCACCUUGGGGAAGGUUUACUGGCAGAAGGUUAACUUGUUCAGUUGCAACAGAACCCCUACCAUCUCAGACGGAGGCGUCAAAGAUGGAUACCCCAAAAGAGAUCCUCUUGAAGGACUACAAGAAGCCUGAUUAUCUCUUUGACACGGUGGAUUUGAGAUUUCAAUUGGAUGAGGAUAAAACUAUUGUAUCGUCAAAGAUAGCUGUUUUACCCAGAAUUGAAGGUGUUUCUUGUCCUUUGGUCCUUCAUGGGCACGAUCUUAAGCUAUUAUCAAUUAAAGUUGAUGGCAAGGACCUGAAGAAAGAAGAAUUCCAGCUGGACAUGCGUCAACUGACACUGGCGUCACCACCCACCAGUGCAUUUACUCUGGAAAUUGUUACAGAGAUAUAUCCUCAGAACAAUACAUCUUUGGAGGGUCUUUAUAAAUCCUCUGGGAAUUUUUGUACGCAAUGUGAAGCAGAAGGUUUUCGGAAAAUCACUUUUUACCAGGAUCGCCCUGAUGUGAUGGCAAAAUAUUCUUGUCGAAUUGAAGCGGAUAAGACACUGUAUCCAGUACUAUUAUCUAAUGGGAAUCUCAUAGAGCACGGGGGCCUUGAGGAUGGUAAACAUUAUGCUCUUUGGGUGGACCCCUUUAAAAAACCCAGCUACUUGUUUGCAUUAGUUGCUGGACAGUUAGAAAGCAGAGAUGACACAUUUGUAACUCGCUCCGGCCGGAAGGUUUCUUUGAGGAUCUGGACCCCUUCGCAUGAUGUACCUAAAACGGCUCAUGCGAUGUAUUCUCUCAAGUCAGCUAUGAAAUGGGAUGAGGAAGUCUUUGGUCUUGAAUAUGACCUUGAUUUGUUCAACAUUGUGGCUGUUCCUGAUUUUAACAUGGGGGCCAUGGAAAACAAGAGCCUGAAUCUAUUCAACUCUAAACUUGUCUUGGCAUCACCUGAAACUGCUACAGAUGCAGACUAUGCUGCAAUCUUGGGAGUAAUUGGUCAUGAGUAUUUCCACAACUGGACUGGCAACAGAGUGACAUGCCGUGACUGGUUCCAGCUCAGUCUAAAGGAAGGCCUCACUGUCUUUAGAGAUCAGGAGUUUUCAUCUGACAUGGGCAGCCGCACAGUUAAGCGCAUAGCUGAUGUUUCAAGACUUCGGAAUUACCAAUUUCCACAGGAUGCUGGUCCAAUGGCUCACCCUGUUCGGCCACAUUCAUAUAUUAAGAUGGACAACUUCUAUACCGUGACGGUGUAUGAGAAGGGAGCUGAAGUUGUUAGAAUGUACAAAACCUUGCUUGGAAGUUCAGGUUUCCGGAAGGGCAUGGACCUAUAUUUCAAAAGACAUGAUGGACAAGCUGUGACCUGUGAAGAUUUCUUUGCUGCAAUGCGUGAUGCAAAUGAUGCUGACCUCUCUAACUUUUUGUUGUGGUAUUCUCAAGCUGGGACGCCCUAUGUUAAGGUUACUUCAUCUUAUGAUCCUGAUGCUCAUACAUAUACUUUGAGGUUCAGUCAAGAAGUGCCACCAACUCCUGGUCAACCAGUGAAAGAACCAAUGUUUAUACCUGUUGCUAUUGGACUUCUUGACUCAAGUGGAAAAGACAUGCCCCUCACUACCGUUUAUAAUGAUGGGAUGAUGCAGACAAUCACAAGCAACAACCAACCAGUCUCCACAACAGUACUUCAAGUUAAGAAGAAGGAAGAAGAGUUCGUGUUUUCUGAUAUACCUGAGCGGCCAAUCCCUUCUGUGUUGCGGGGUUACAGCGCACCUGUUCGUCUUGAUUCUGAUCUUACAGACAGUGAUCUGCUUUUCCUACUCGCACAUGAUUCUGAUGAAUUCAACCGAUGGGAGGCUGGUCAGGUAUUGGCGAGGAAACUGAUGCUCAGUCUUGUAGCAGACUUCCAGCAAAAGGAAACAUUGGUUCUGAACCCAAAGUUUGUGGAUGGGAUUAGAAGCAUCCUCUGUAAUUCAACCUUGGAUAAAGAAUUUAUUGCAAAGGCAAUUACUUUGCCUGGUGAAGGGGAGAUCAUGGACAUGAUGGCUGUUGCAGAUCCAGAUGCUGUUCAUGCUGUCCGCUCUUUCAUUAAGAAGCAGCUUGCUCUCCAGCUAAAGAAAGAGUUCUUAGCCACUCUUAUUGACAACAGAAAUUCAGGUCCUUAUGUUUUCAACCAUCAUGAUAUGGCUCUUCGUGCACUGAAAAACACCUCUCUUGCCUAUCUCGCUUCUUUGGAUGAACCAGAGCUCACAGAACUUGCAUUGCAUGAGUACAAGUCUGCAACAAACAUGACUGAACAGUUUGCUGCUCUAACAGCCAUAGCCCAAAAUCCAGGUCAAGUCCGUGAUGAUGUUCUCUCUGAUUUCUAUAGCAGGUGGCAGCAUGACUUUCUGGUUGUAAAUAAAUGGUUUGCUCUCCAAGCCAUGUCAGACAUUCCUGGAAAUGUUGUUAAUGUCCAGAAGUUGCUGAACCAUCCUGCCUUUGACUUGCGAAAUCCAAACAAGGUAUACUCACUAAUUGGAGGUUUUUGUGGAUCACCUGUGAACUUUCAUGCAAAAGAUGGGUCAGGCUACAAAUUUUUGGGAGAAAUAGUGUUGCAGUUGGAUAAAUUGAACCCUCAGGUGGCCUCCCGCAUGGUGUCAGCCUUCUCGAGAUGGAGGCGAUAUGAUGAGACUAGACAAACACUUGCUAAGGCACAAUUGGAGAUGAUAAUGUCAGCAAAUGGGCUUUCUGAGAACGUCUAUGAGAUUGCAUCCAAGAGUUUGGCUGCAUGAAUAAUGUGAAGUAACUUGUGGUUGUAUGGUUAUUAUCUUGUCAGUGAAAUGGAUUUAUGUGAAAACGGUGUUGGUAUGUUCCUCAGUUCAUCCGUAUCAAUGUCAACCAACAGAGUUUGAUGUGCAAUGCUCUCCCAAUUAUGUAUAAAAUAAAAUAUGCACUAUAAUUCUAAUUUCUCGUGCAGCUCAGAACUUGUAUCAA
This is a messenger RNA of Phoenix dactylifera (date palm), 3341 nucleotides long. Its product is annotated as Peptidase M1 family protein. The record is from RefSeq and is a predicted model, not a curated record. Gene Ontology annotation, cellular component: chloroplast. Gene Ontology annotation, biological process: proteolysis. Lineage: Eukaryota; Viridiplantae; Streptophyta; Magnoliopsida; Arecales; Arecaceae. Gene Ontology annotation, molecular function: metallopeptidase activity; zinc ion binding.